Molecule: messenger RNA, 531 nt
Organism: Theileria annulata
Lineage: Eukaryota; Apicomplexa; Aconoidasida; Piroplasmida; Theileriidae
Product: protein, thioredoxin-like
Exons: 4
Coding region: 1-531 (176 amino acids)
Source: RefSeq, a predicted model, not a curated record
AUGGACGUUUUAACCAGCUUGAGUGAUCAGGUCGAUAAAUCAUCUUUGGAGUGCCUAAAUGAAGAUUCUUUACAUAGAGUCACCAAUACUCUGACUCCUGGAAUUGAUUCUUACUUGCAAUCUUCGCCUGGGGAGAGUGAGCAGCUUUUGGUUAAGUAUAAAUUCUUGAACCCUGUCAAAAUCCACUCAAUGAUUGUCAAGUCGCUUCCCGACGGUGUGGCUUCUGGCACUGCUCCAAAGACUCUUCGUCUUUUCAUAAAUUGUGAAGACCUUGAUUUUCAAGAUGCAGAAUCUGAUCCUUGUACUCAAGAACUGACUCUUGAAAGAGCUCAUGUUGAGGCUGGAGAGAAAGUUUUGCUCCGUUACGUUAGAUUCCAGAACGUCAACAGUCUUGCAGUUUACGUUGGUAGGUUCAAGAAUCAAUCAUUUGAAUUAGCCGAGAACUAUGGAAACGAGUGCACGAAAAUCGCCCACAUUGGCCUUUAUGGAACCACUGCCACGUCCUCAAAGGUUAGUAACACCAUAACUUAA